AUGACGUCUCCCCUCAGCUACAGGUAUGAGAUCGACAGGAGAAUAAAUCAAAGAAACAGACAACAACAUGUGGCCAUUAAGGAAGUGAAACCACUAUUUAUUGACUCAAUCAUUAUUCCAUUGUUUCCUCAAAUGGAUGAUACUCAUCUUUCUACUGAAGAUGCUCCUGCACCACCUGUCUCUUGUAAUAAUGAGAGAUCAUCUGAUAUUUCCAAGAGAGCUUCAAUUCUUCAAGAAGCCCAACAGCUUAUUGAUGAAAUAAAUGACAAACGAAAACAUGAGGAGCUUAUUUGUCAGUACAGAAAAGACUUAGAAAAACAUGUGGAAAAAAGAUGCAGUUUAACUCAACAACAGAUGUUAGCUAUGUUUGAAGAGCACAGUAAAUUGAUGGAAGAGAAGCUGAAUAAACUUGCCUAUUGUCUUGAACGUGCAGCAAAAGCUGAAUCAGAGCUACUGGAAUUAAAGCGAUCUUUAGCAAUGUUAUAUCAAGAUAUGCAACAAGAUCUGCAAGAAAUUGCUAGAUAUUAA
This is a messenger RNA of Acanthosepion pharaonis, 528 nucleotides long. NCBI's taxonomy places the organism in Eukaryota, Metazoa, Mollusca, Cephalopoda, Sepiida, Sepiidae. The record is from the annotation of a GenBank genome assembly.